UCAGCAGUUUCGUGUUCGAGCUCUGUGUGUUCAGACUUCAUUGUGCCUUGAAAUCUAAUAGUUUUAGUCUUCAGUAUAAUAUAUUUCCCCAAUUUAUAAAAUAUGGAUAGUUCUAGUGUCUUUCAACAUUCCCUCAGUGUUCAGUUCGCGUAAAGUGUUGGUAAAAUCUCGCGAAUUCCUGAAUAAUGUGUUUACAAAAAAGUUGUGUUAGCUCAACAUUAUCCACCCUACCUGUUGAGUCCUGCGAAACAAAGUGCUCAAAAGUUUUAGAUGAUCGAUAAUUUUUACGAAUUUCUGUUAAUUUAACACCGUCAGUGCGUGCCAAUUUUCGGCUGACGAUGGGAGGUUCUCAAAGUUGUAAAAAUGUUGACCCGCCGCCUGUGGAUUUGCCCAGGGCGAACACAAUUCGAUGCAGUAUUCGCUCAAAACUUCCAAUGCCCGAGCAAACUGAACUCGAAAGGAGGUUUACUAAAGUUCUGGCUUCCAUGGAUCUUCCACCUGACAAGGCAAAACUGCUGAAACAAUAUGACGACGAAAAGAAGUGGGGACUCAUCUGUGAUCAGGAACUCGUUCAAGCUAAAGACCCACCUUCACAUUAUUUAAAUAAUUGCGGACAUAUUUGGAUCCCAAGCAUCAAGAAUUAUAGGAAACGGAAAAUAGUAGGAGACGCCACCUCUACUCAGGUGCUGAGAGACUUGGAAAUUUCCCUGCGUACCAACCACAUAGAAUGGGUACGCGAAUUUUUAAACGAAGAAAACCAGGGCCUCAAUUCGCUUGUCAACUAUCUCAGUUUUCGCCUACAGAUGAUGCACUACGAGCAACGCUCUCCCCCCUCUACCACCGCCUCCGAGGAGCGUAUCACCAACCUUGUAUCACGUACAAGAGAAGAAACUGCUGCAUCAGGACGAGGUCUACAACGGAGCGUUGGAGGACAUCCUGCUUGGCCUCAAGUCGGAGCCCUACAGACGGGCGGAUGCAGUCAGACGAAGUCAGCGCAGACGUAUCGACAGCCAUCGACUCAGCCGCACCAUGGACGAGAUCGAGCUAUGAACUCAUUACUCAUCACUGAUUAUCUUAGAUGGGACCAAGCGUACAAUACUGUGUGCCUCUAUAAUAAAUUACUUGUUUCAAAUAUCUCAACUGUUAUAUGAUUACAAUUAUAUUCAUCUGUUAGCUUUAUUAUUUUAUACAUUAUAUAUUUUUAUAAAUAUGUACAGUGUGACAAAAGAGAUCUUUAUGUAAGUGUAUUAUAUUUAUUUGUAGAUAAAUUUGUAUUUUUGUAGCGCACUCAUUGUAUACCAUGAAGAAAAUUGUUAUAUGUAUUCUGUCUUAUAAGCAAGAUUUGUCUUGAAUCAAGUUUUGUCUUAAAAGCCAAGUUUUGUCUUGAAUCAAGUGUAGCAAAAGUUCAAGUUUUGAUUUGAACCAAGUUUUGUCUUAAGGCUGUGCAAAGGCUAAAAAUAAACUUUCUACUGGUGAUAUUUUUCAACGUUUUUCGAUUUGUAUAUCAUCAAGCUAUCAAAAUGAAAAAGUUUUCACGAGAAAACAUU
Molecule: messenger RNA, 1547 nt
Organism: Nilaparvata lugens (brown planthopper)
Lineage: Eukaryota; Metazoa; Arthropoda; Insecta; Hemiptera; Delphacidae
Product: formin-like protein
Exons: 7
Coding region: 339-1151 (270 amino acids)
Biological process (GO): cortical actin cytoskeleton organization; regulation of cell shape; cell migration
Cellular component (GO): cytosol
Molecular function (GO): actin filament binding; small GTPase binding
Source: RefSeq, a predicted model, not a curated record